AUGUUAGAUUGUGGUAGAGAUAUAGAGUUAAAUUCUAAAGAAAUUUAAUGGUUUAUUGAUUUGCUGUAGAUUCAAGAAAAAAAGAGAUCUGAAGAUUUAGUAGCUGAAUUAGCGCAAUUGUUUCAAAGAUUUCAUUUUUUUAAAGAAUUCAUAGAUAACAAAGAUAUUUAUGAGGAAAGUCCAUAAGUAAUACUUAAAUGCGCAAAGAAUGCAUUUUAUACUAAGUUCUAAGAAAAUAUUUGCAUACAAACUUCAGGGACAACAUUAAAAAGAAUGUAUUUCUUGAUUCGUGGAAAGAUAGGAGUUUAUGUGAAUCUAAAAGAAGAAUGUAAAUCUUAGGAAGAAAUAAAAGAAAAGGAGCUACAAUAAGAAUAAUUAGAUACAAAUUUAGUAAAUUCUAAAGAUGAUGAAUUAAUAAAUAUUUAAGAAGGAGAGUUAGUUGAAGAAAAAUAUAUAAAGAAUUUAACGCUGAUAGAAACUUAUUAGCCUGGCUAUCACUUUGGAAAUUUAGAUUUAUUAUAUCAAAAAAAGAGUAAUUUAUAUCUGAUAGCAGCUGAAAACUGCGAGUUUGCUUGUCUAGAUAAGAAAUAAUACAAUCAAUUUAUUAAAAAAUUUGAUGAAAGUAGGACUCAUUUAUUAAUGUAGGAAAUAUCUCAUUCAUUUCCUCACUGGAGCAAAAAUAGGAUUAAAAAUUAUUUUCUUAAUUUUUUAGUCUUAAAAUUUAAAAAAGGGGAAACAAUUUACUCAGAAAAAGAAGCACCUCUAGGUUGCUAUUUAGUAAAAGAAGGCAAUUUUACUUCUUACCAAUUUAUGCGAUUGAAUGAUGUAGACAAAUAAAAUGAAGAAACUACUCAUUUUAAAUAUAAAAAGAAUCUUUCUUAAGGCUAAGUCGAUAAUUUCGAUGAAACAUAAUCUUUUGAAAAAACUAUAACAAAUAAACAAAAUUAAUUGCAUACUUCACCUAAAAAGCAAAUACAAUUGUUUUGCUUAGUUAAAGGAUAAAUGUUUGGAGAAGAGGAGAUUUUAUAAUUUAAAAAUAGAAAUUUUAGUGUAAAGUGUGAUAGCAUAGAUGGUAUCCUUUAUUUUAUAAGGAAGAAAGAUUUUUUAUAAAUAAUAUAUGAUGAUCCUGAAUAAAAAUAUGAAUUUUAGUCUUUGGCAUUUAAUAAAAAGCAGCUACUGAAAAUGAGGAAAAAAUAGAUAAAGGAAAAUAUCAGCUAAUAUAAGUCUUACUUGUGGGAGGACAGAAUGAAAAUAGAAUAAGAAAAUAAGAGUUUAAUUUAUUUAGAUGCUAAUAAAAAACCAAAAUCUAAGUUAGACUUAAAUGAAUAUUUAAACAAUAGCAAACAGAAAGAUCCAACAAUCAGGAAUUAAAAUUCUCCCAUUAGAAUUUAUUCUCCAAAUGUGGCACAUAAUAAAAGAAGUUUAAGCUUAGGAUCUUUGCUCUCUCAAAAUUUAAUUAAUUAAAAAUCAAUGGCUUUUUAAACACCUUCUAAAUUUAGCGAAGAAAUAACUGAUACACAAAUGCAACAUUCAUAAAGAUAAAUUCACUCAAAUAAUAUUUUAAACAGUGUAGAAAGCGAGAAAUUAAUGAUUUAGAUAGAAAAAAUUCCUACUCGAAUAUAAAGUUUAUAAACACUCAACUCUCCUAGGAGUGUUGAUUAAUUUUAACAAAGCUCUUUUGCUUAGGUGAAAACACCAAAAAAGAAAGGUCAAGAGUUAAAACUUAACUUUAAUCUGCCUAUUCUAAAUUUAGAAAAAUUGAGCCAAGAAAAACUGCUUGAGUAUUCCCCUAGAAGGUAUCUCAAUAAAAAUCUAAGAAAUUCAAAUAGAUAAAAAAAAAGUUAAAGCGAGCAUAUUACAGAUUAGAAUGAUUAAUAUGUAUCCUUGGAUAGUAGUAAUAACUUUUGUACUCACAGAAGUGAAAUUAAACACAAAAUAAUAAAAAUUUAAUCAACUGGAAUCGAUUAAGAGACUCUAAAGAAAUCUAAAAACAUUUCUUAGUAGGUAGAUAGCUUGAUUCUGUCUUAAAGAUAUAAAAAUUAUCAAUAAACACUAGACUUUUUUAAGAAUUAUAAACCAAUAAAUGCUAGAAAUCUAUACAAAGAUGUAGUAAAUGGAGAUAGUUUUAACAAUCUCCUAUAAAUAAAAUUAGCUGAGAAAAACAAGUUAUAAGAAAAAAAAGAAAAGACUUUCAAUGUUAUUUAACUAUAAUAAGGGUUAAAAAAUAUCUAAAAUCUAACUAAAACGAAUGGUCUUUAAAAUAUGUUUAGUUAAAAUCAAAUACAGUCUUCAAAUUAGCUCAUUUAAAUACAAUCAUUAAUAAAAUUAGAUGAAGAAUAGCCAGAAAUGGUUAGCUCAAAUAAUUCAAGUAUUUAAUCGAAAAUAAUUUUGCCAAUUUAAUCUUUGGGAAUUUCAAAUUCUAAAAUAUUUGACCUUAAAGAAUAAAUUUCGUCAAACCGCUAAAAAUCAAAUCAAUUCAGCCAAGUCGAUUCAAACUAAUUUGCUCUUAAGAAAUAAAUAAAACAAAAUAAAAUUAAUUAAUAGAGCAAUAUGAUAAAUAAUGUAAAUAACUUUACUAGAUUAGAUAAUGCUGCAAUAUAGUAAAGAGAUUCCAUUUAACUUCGAAAAAGCAGUCUAAAUAAAUUAAAUAAAAUUCUUCAAAUAUAAAAUUGA
Tetrahymena thermophila SB210 is the source of this 2673-nucleotide messenger RNA. RefSeq names its product cyclic nucleotide-binding domain protein. NCBI's taxonomy places the organism in Eukaryota, Ciliophora, Oligohymenophorea, Hymenostomatida, Tetrahymenidae. The record is from RefSeq and is a predicted model, not a curated record. The transcript has 4 exons.